This is a messenger RNA of Penicillium atrosanguineum, 1575 nucleotides long. RefSeq names its product dienelactone hydrolase. Gene Ontology annotation, biological process: polyketide metabolic process. Bases 1 to 1575 code for a protein of 524 amino acids. The record is from RefSeq and is a predicted model, not a curated record. The transcript has 3 exons. Lineage: Eukaryota; Fungi; Ascomycota; Eurotiomycetes; Eurotiales; Aspergillaceae.
AUGGCUCUCGUUUCAAUUAACGCCCCAGGCCUCAGCAGUGGCCUUCUAUACAACAAUGGCGAUAACAACGCGCGGGUCUGUGUUACCUCGGAGACCAACGAAUUCGACAUGGAGACGAUCAAGGCCUGGCAGGAUGAAGGAUUUGACGUGGUGUACCUUCCAUUCAACGGCGGUGGAAAGGACUAUGCGAGUCGGCUGAUGGGUGUCAAAGAAGGAUGUGGUGUCGGAGAAAACUAUGCGGUAAUUGCGUACGGUGAGGCCGCAGACUACUGCUUGGACUACUACAUGAACCCUAUGAAAUCGAGUCGACUUUGCGCCCUUGUCGCAUACUAUCCUAGCGUUAUUCCCGAUACUCGCCAGCGAUUCCCACUGUCCCUGAAGGUGUUGGUGCAUCUGGCUGGACCGUCCGUGGAUGUCACCACUCAGCCCCAGGUCGCUGGGCUGCAGGGCAAGAGACGUCGCAAGACCAAGCCCCUUAACCCUGGUAUUGGAACCGGCGAGCGCAUGGACUUGGCAUAUCCGGCAUUUACCUAUGAUCAUGCGCAACCUGGGUUCGCGGAGCACGAUAUGGAGGAGUACGAUCACCUUGCCGCGGAUAUCGCUUGGACGCGGACCGUUCAAACUUUGCGUAAAGGAUUCUGUCGCGAGGUGGAUCUGGAACGACGCUGGGAGGAGCACCAAGAAGGAAAAUACUUUGGAACGAACCUCUCCAAGGCCAUGGAAGGAUAUACCAAGGAAAGGACGCCGAGCGUCACAUACGGCCCGACACUUAGCGGCGGUAUUGGCACGCCAGCCCUUCGCCGUUUCUACGAACACUACUUCCUAGGCCGCCUGCCGCCCUCAAUGCGCAUCCGCCUUCUGUCACGAACAGCCGGACCGGACCGUGUCGUCGAUGAAUUGUAUAUCUCAUUCGAACACAGCCAGGAAAUUCCCUGGAUGCUCCCCGGCGUUCCUCCAACAAACAAACGUGUCGAGGUCAUACUAGUCAGUAUCGUGAGCAUGCGCGGUGGCCGCCUCUACUCCGAGCACACAUACUGGGACCAAGCGAGCGUCCUCGUUCAGACCGGUCUUCUCGAUCCAAAGCUCGUUCCAGGUUCGGUCCAGGGUGUCGAUAGACUCCCCGUCGUCGGCCGCGAAGCUGCACGUCGAAUCCUGUACGAAGACCCCGAGGUCGAGCAGGAAGACUACCACAACCGACUUAUUCGUCGUGCGAAUGCUCGGGCACGUAAGGGCAAGAGCUCGACUGCUUCUCUGGCGGAUGAGUCUGCGGCCGAGAAUAAUCUGCCCGGGAAGAAGGAUACGAAUGGGAAGACUGUUUUGGAGAACCGUCCUGCGCCGAGUAGGACUGGGACGAAGAAGUCAGAGGCCAAGCCCAAGGAGACAGAGGCCAAGCCCGAGAAGGCAGAGGACAAGCCCGAAGAGACAGAGGCCAAGCCCGAAGAGGAGGAUGGGGAUGAGACUGAGACUGAGUCAACUAAGCCGAAGGCGGAGAAUGGGAAUGAGUCUGAGUCGACUAAGCCGACGGUGGAGAACGGUGAUCGAUCAGCUACUGUUGAGGAUGAAGGAGACGAGUAG